ACGUAUAACUAUUCUUCUUUUCAUCACCUUCGCAUUUUUGAGACUUGCGGCGAAGAAGACGAAGGCAAAGAUGCAGAUUUUUGUGAAAACACUCACUGGCAAGACCAUAACUCUCGAGGUCGAGUCCUCCGACACGAUCGACAAUGUCAAGGCCAAGAUCCAGGACAAAGAAGGAAUCCCUCCGGAUCAGCAGAGGUUGAUUUUCGCCGGAAAACAGCUUGAAGAUGGUCGCACCUUGGCUGACUACAACAUCCAGAAAGAAUCGACUCUUCAUCUUGUUCUGAGGCUAAGGGGAGGUAUCAUUGAGCCUUCUUUGAUGGCUUUGGCUCGGAAGUAUAAUCAGGACAAGAUGAUUUGCCGCAAGUGUUACGCUCGUCUGCACCCAAGGGCUGUGAACUGCAGGAAGAAGAAGUGUGGCCACAGCAACCAGUUGAGGCCGAAGAAGAAGAUCAAGUGAUCUGUUUUUCGCCAGAAGCUCAUUUUUAUCUAUGUUAUGUUUUUGUCUUUUCCCUUAAAAGACUCAUCUCUAGUGUUUUGACACAAACUUGUUUCAGUGGAUUUUUAUUUUGCAAGAUUAUUCGUAACUCUGAUUAUUUUUGCCUUUUUAAAAAAAUUUCGAAAAA
Molecule: messenger RNA, 623 nt
Organism: Eutrema salsugineum
Lineage: Eukaryota; Viridiplantae; Streptophyta; Magnoliopsida; Brassicales; Brassicaceae
Product: ubiquitin-60S ribosomal protein L40
Exons: 5
Coding region: 71-457 (128 amino acids)
Biological process (GO): protein ubiquitination; translation; modification-dependent protein catabolic process
Cellular component (GO): ribosome; cytoplasm; nucleus
Molecular function (GO): ubiquitin protein ligase binding; protein tag activity; structural constituent of ribosome
Source: RefSeq, a predicted model, not a curated record